Messenger RNA from Suhomyces tanzawaensis NRRL Y-17324, 1677 nucleotides. RefSeq lists its product as uncharacterized. NCBI's taxonomy places the organism in Eukaryota, Fungi, Ascomycota, Pichiomycetes, Serinales, Debaryomycetaceae. The transcript is spliced from 2 exons. The record is from RefSeq and is a predicted model, not a curated record. The coding region runs from base 1 to 1677 and encodes 558 amino acids. Gene Ontology annotation, cellular component: mitochondrial inner membrane. Gene Ontology annotation, biological process: mitochondrion organization; lipid homeostasis.
AUGUUUCCAGCCAGGCUAGCAUGCGGUACCAGGCUCAGACCGCCAGCUCGUGCUUGCUGGCGCAGCCUCGUUCCCACGCCAAAGUUGACGUUAUUCAAGGUCGGAAUCGCCAUUGGCGUGGCAGGUCUGGUGCUCUACGCCACCAACGACACCGCCAAACACGUCAUCUUGACCACAGAACGUAUUGGUGUGGUCACAGCAGCCACUGCCAGGUGUUUCUUGUUGUACAAAGACGUGCUAGGCAAGGAGUUCUCCAGCAAGGCUGAACGGACUGCUGAGUUGAACAAAACCCACCAGAAGGCGGCAGAAAUCACGCUACGGGCGCUCGAGAAGAAUGGAGGAAUCUACAUCAAGUUGGGGCAGCACAUCACCGCGUUGACCUACUUGUUGCCCAAGGAAUGGACCGACACCAUGCUUCCGUUACAAGACCGGUGUCCCAGGUCGUCACUUGAGGAAAUCGAGCAGUUGUUCAUCAAGGACAUGGGCAAGCCCAUGAGCGAGCUCUUUUCCAGCUUCGACCCCGAGCCCGUGGGCGUAGCAUCGUUGGCUCAGGUGCACAUAGCUACUUUGAAAGAAACGGGAGAAAAGGUGGCUGUCAAGAUCCAGCACCCCACCUUGCAGGAGUUCGUGCCUCUCGAUAUAUACCUCACGAAGACUGUGUUCAACUUGAUGUACAGGUUCUUUCCCGAGUAUCCGUUGACGUGGUUGGGUGAGGAGAUGCAGGCGUCCAUCUACGUGGAGCUAGACUUCACCAACGAGGCCGAAAACGCCAGGAAAACGGCUCAGUACUUCCAGAACUUCACCAGAGAGACGGCAUUACGCAUCCCCACCAUAGUGGCGGCCCAAAAGCGGGUGUUGAUCAUGGAAUACGUUGCUGGUUCUCGUCUAGAUAAUCUCGAGUAUUUGAACCAACACAACAUCCACCCCCACGAGGUGUCGUCGUGCUUGUCUCACAUCUUCAACAACAUGAUCUUCACCCCCGACGUGGGGUUGCACUGUGAUCCCCACGGAGGAAACUUGGCCAUCCGAAGCGUGGACAAACGGACGUCUCCCAGCGGUCACAACUUCGAGAUCGUGCUCUACGAUCACGGACUCUACAGACAGAUCCCCUUGCAAAUGAAGCGUGAGUACUCGCAUUUCUGGUUGUCGGUGUUGGACGGAGACGUUCCCAAAAUGAAGGAGUACGCUGGCAAAUUUGCGGGAAUCGAGGGCGACCAGAAGUUCAGGAUCUUUGCGGCUGCCAUCACAGGCAGAUCCCCUGAAAACGCUUUGAACUAUGACAUUUCCAAGGCUCGGAGCACUGACGAAAUUAAAAAUAUCCAGAGUCAGCUCCUGUCUACAGAUGGAAUCUUGGAAGAUUUGAUGUACAUUUUGAGCUCGAUGCCCAGAAUCGUGCUAUUGAUCUUGAAAACCAACGAUUUGACCCGGAACUUGGAUGAGAGUUUGAGCAAUCCGUUGGGUCCCGAAAGAACGUUCUUGAUUAUGGCUAACUACUGUGCCAAGGUGGUGUAUGAUGAAUCGAAGGAAAGAAUUGCAGCCACGUACUCGAAGUACUCGGUCCGAGCCACCUUGGAGUACGCCAGAACCUGGUGGGCCUACCAAAGAAGAAUCAGCACCUUGUACAUCUAUGAUUUUAUCAUGAUGGUGAGAAAUCUUCGUCAUCAAUUUUUGAGUUGA